Molecule: messenger RNA, 778 nt
Organism: Prunus dulcis (almond)
Lineage: Eukaryota; Viridiplantae; Streptophyta; Magnoliopsida; Rosales; Rosaceae
Exons: 1
Coding region: 270-695 (141 amino acids)
Molecular function (GO): protein binding
Source: RefSeq, a predicted model, not a curated record
UCGUGGGUGGGACUUGGAUCAGGAGUCUUCUCUCAACUAGAAAAAUUAGGGUUUCUGCCUCUGUCACUCCUCUCAAACAUUCCAACUUCAAUUUGGGUUUUUUAUUUUUAUUUUUAUUCAAGGAAACAUUUUUUAUCCCCAAUUCUCGUCUGGGUUUCUUGUGGCAAGUCGUGAACUUUGAUCCUAUGAUCUGGCUGUUCUUGAAUAGACCCCGCUUGUUGAUUUGAUGCUUGCCCUAACUGCUCGCUCUCUCUCACGCCCACACAGAGAUGAUGCAGAGGCAGCUCUUGAAGAAGCUCAGUUUCAGACCUCCCAAUGGCGUCACUCAAUUCAAUCAACGGAGAGAGAUGCACAGCAGGAACAAGAAGGCCAUGGAGUUGAUAGCCAAAGGGUGGAGUGCUUUAAAAGAAGUGGACAGAGUUGUCGAUUACUGCGAGCUUAAUGACCACCGCCUCAUCCCUCUGUUAAGGGCAGCAAAGGAAAACUUUGAGCUGGCUCUGGACGCUGACAAUUCAAACACCCAUGCCAGGUUUUGGUUGUCCAAACUGCAUUUGAAAUACCAUGUCCCGGGGGCUUGCAGAGCCACAGGAGCUGCUCUGUUAAUUGAAGCCGCGAAUAUGGGUGAUCCGGAUGCGCAGUAUGAACUAGGUUGUAAGCUUCGAGUCGAAAAUGAAUACGUCCAAUCGGAUCAAUAAGCUUUCCAUUAUCUGGAGAAGGCUGUGGACCAGCUGCACUCAGGUGCUCUUUGCUAAAAUAUGAAACUAUGAGAGAAUAUUUG